This is a messenger RNA of Camponotus floridanus (Florida carpenter ant), 2973 nucleotides long. RefSeq names its product syndecan (gene Sdc). The record is from RefSeq and is a predicted model, not a curated record. Gene Ontology annotation, biological process: cell migration. NCBI's taxonomy places the organism in Eukaryota, Metazoa, Arthropoda, Insecta, Hymenoptera, Formicidae. Gene Ontology annotation, cellular component: membrane; cell surface. The coding region runs from base 231 to 938 and encodes 235 amino acids. The transcript is spliced from 5 exons.
GUCGUCUAGUCGACGAUAGCGGGCGAUCGUCGCGCCGCCAGUGUCUCGCGGUUCAUCGAUCAGUGUGGUGUGUGUCGCGUUGUUGUUCCGGGGGAUUUUUUUUAGUGGUUUAUUCCUAUACGUUCGGCUGCGCUACGUUACGCGGCUUCUUCGCGGCUGCUCGUCCCGGAAUUCGUGAAUACAACGGAGCGGGCACCGUGAGCGGGGCCCAUCGAGAUUACGGGAUAAAAAUGCGACUAAGGAUACACUGGAUUCUGUUGAGCACGGUCGUGGUGAUCCUCGCGGGAUGCAACGCCGCUACCGAGAAGGAACAGACCGAUACCAAGCAGAGGACAUCGACUUACAAUACCUUCCCGGACGAUUUGUACUUGGAUGAUCAGGACGCCUUGGAAGGCUCUGGUCGAGGUGUCAGUGAUAAUCGCGACGAUCUCGAGGCUUCGGGCAGUGGCCUUGGCCCUGAUGACGAGGACGGAGACGACGAUCGCGAGUUUAAUGGUAAUAAUGGACUAGAGAUCCCGAGCAAGCCGACCGAAGCGAGACCUCCGUACUUUAUUGAUGAGACAAACGCCAAAACUAAACAACAGACGACUAUCGACGCGGUAAACCGACCCGCCAACGAGGUCGACGUAAUCGAACCCUCGGGCACGGAAGACGAUCACGCCGACAAUACCGACGAGAUCCACGAAGUCUAUAUAAUGAAUCCGAAACACGAGGACCGUGCCAGCUCGUUCUUCGCGCAGCCAGGUGUAUUGGCCGCUGUGAUUGGCGGCGCGGUAGUGGGCCUGCUCUGCGCGAUAUUGGUGGUCAUGUUUAUCGUGUACCGGAUGCGUAAGAAGGACGAGGGCUCGUACGCCCUGGACGAGCCGAGGAGAUCACCCGCGGCGCAAGCCUUCCCCAAGCCUGGCGCGCCCCACCACAAUCGGGAGUUUUACGCUUGAGGCGACGGCGGCGCGAUGACGACGACCUCGCCGAUUCCUCUCGCGAUCUCACGAUGCCAAGCCGAGUAAGGACCACCGACGAUCGACAACGCCCGCAUUCAGAAUCCCGCUGGUCGAUGGUGAAAAAAAAAAAAAACGAUUACUUCGGCGAACCGCAUGGCGCGCGCGCCCAUAGACUCUCCCGCAACACGCCGGGGCUUUAUCGAGGAACGUCGCUCGCGGAACGUCGGCCGAUUCUCGCGGAUUCUCCCUCGGCACUUAUAUUCGCGAUAUUCGCUUGCUCUUAGCUGUAGCUCACCCGUUACAACAUAUCCCUACAUCUACCUACCUACCCUGUGUACCCGUAUAUCCUUUGCGUUCCCCUUCCUUUCGGAAGGUAAUUUUUCACGAUUCUCCUCCGGAGAGCUUCCCUUUUGACAUUUAGGCUCGCGACGACGACGACGACGACGACGUUUGCGCGUACGCUUCUCGGUCGCCCGAACUUCUCUCGAUUCUCGGAGACUGUAUUUUCUUACGCGCUGUAUCUCUCGUCGUACUUUCGAAGGAAAAGGGCGCACGCGAGUAAGAGAGUUUGAGGCAAGACGAAUUCGCGGCUCUCUCGGCCGACGGACCAUUCACCGAACGCCGAAUUUUUUCAGCUUUCAACGCUCCGAUUCGCCCUUUGUAGCGCUCUGUACAGAGACUCUUCUUUUCGUUGUAUCUUCAUUUUAACCGCAUUCGCUAUCCGCCGAAGAUCCUUUUCGGAGUGUAAUCAUCCCGAUUGGCGAUUGGAAGCGACGAAUAGCGAAUGACGAGAUUGUGGCUCUCGUAUCCCGUAUAUCCCGUCGAGACAUCGUCGGCGAGGUUGCACCAAUUCCAAGAUGCAUUUACAAACGUAUUUAGAAAUGUAUGUAUAAAUAUAUACGUGUAUGUGUAUAUGUAUGUAUGUAUAUAUAUGCAUGUAUGUAUAUAUAUGUAUAUAUAUAUAAUAUUUACGUAUAUGUAUACGUAUAUACAUACAUGUACAGAACUGAGAGCGUGAAAAUUCGUGGGCGAUAAACGCCGUUGCUAUGUCGUUAAUCAUUCUGUCUCUCGGUGGAAGGAGGGAAGGGAAGAAGGAUCGUUGCGGCACCGUGAUUUCUCUCCGACAGCAAGAGCGGCGAGGAGUUAAGCUGCAACCUCGUCCGCGUCGCUGCUAUUGCUUGUUCCUUCUUUCAUUUUUGGAUUUCAAAUUUACGAUAUCUACUUUUUUUUAUACCGAGCGUUUAAUACCGAGUUCGACGAAAAUUUAUAUCUCUUAGCGCGCGUUCGCGUCUCAAUAGAGGCGUAAACGACGGCGGGACUCGUCGACCGAUCGAUCAAUUACGGAGAGAAUAAAAAGGGCGCCUAUUAUUAAGAAUACGCGUUACGCAUUAAUCAUAGCGCGACCGAACCGACCAAUGUCUAAGUUCCGAGGUAAACGAAAAGUGUUUAGUCGUGAUGCACACAUACACAUACACACGUUUCUAAGAAUUAUAUAAGUUGCGCAAAUUUGCUUAGCGAUAGGGAAUUUACGUCCGAUCAGUCGGUCGGUCGCCGAUACUGUACAUAUCUUUACAGAAUAACGAUUAUUUCUGAAACUUGUAUAAGAUUUUAUACGUAUUUUCGCCGCAUAACUUCUUCUCUCAAUGUCGUUUCGUUGUAUCCUGUAGAAUGUCGAAACGUAAGGAGAUCGAUGUAUUUUAAGAUAAUCAAUUCUACACCUUUCCAUUUUCUUCUAUUUAUUUUAAUAUUCGUUUAUAGCGAGGACUUUUGGCAUGAUUCUGGCGUAAGAUAAAUUCGCGUAAUUGAACGCGUGUAUAAAUUUACUCACAAUUUGAAUUUGUUUCCAAUAAAACUCGUUGAUGUAAAUCCCGUAUUCGAGAAUUACAUGUAUAAAUACUAAAACCCCCUCACGGUAGGUUGCGAUGUUUCACCACGAUAAUUCGCGUAUUCGCCAAACUUUUAGUCGAAUUUUAUUAACAUUCUAUUGUAUAUGAAUCGCCAUGCAUUUAGCAAUAAAAUGAAUUCUCAGUUA